AUGGAGCGGCACCGCCAAGGAUCGCGGCGUCAACAAGAAGUUGCAGACGGUCUCGACGGGCACGAGGAGGAGGACGGGGCGCUGUCGGCGUUCGUCUGCCCGAUCACCAUGCAGGUGAUGCGGGACCCGGUGGUGAUCGAGACUGGCCACGCCUUCGAGCGGGAGGCCAUCGCCCGGUGGUUCUCUGAGUGCCGCGACCUCGGCAGGGGGCCGUACUGCCCGAUCACGAUGCGGGAGGUGCACAGGGCGGACCUGAGGCCGGUCCUGGCGCUACGGGCCGCCAUCGAGGAGUGGACGGACAGGCAGCAGAGGGAUGAGCUCCGCAGGGCCUGCCAGUGGCUCACCAAGGACGCCACGGAGAAAGAGGCGGUGCGGGCGUUAGGCUGCGUUGCGCGAGGGUGGAGCGGAGGGCGGGUGGGCAGGCGCACAGUGCGUGACGAGGGGAUGAUACCCAUGGUUGGUGGCAUGCUGAGAAGCGGCAGCACCAUGGUGCGUCUCAAAGCGCUGGAAGCUAUUCAGGAAUUUGCCAGAGAAACUGAUCAAGACAGGGAAGCUGUGUCGGAAGGGGACACCAUUCGCACAAUCAUCAAGUUCAUCGAUUGUGAGGAUUGUCAGGAGAGGGAAUUGGCAGUCUCUGCACUGUGCAACCUUUCCAAGUCUGAGCUAGUAUGUGGGAAAAUAAGUGAAUUGAAUGGAGCCGUACUUAUACUGGGCAAGGUGUCUGGAAGCAAAGCUGACAAUCCAACAAUAGCUGAGAAGGCUGAAAGGACACUUGGGAAUUUGGACAGGUGUGAGAAUAAUGCCGUGCAGAUGGCUGAAAAUGGCAGGCUGGAACCUCUACUUAACCUGCUUAUUGAAGGUUCUCCAGAAAAGCAGCUGCUUAUGGUAUCAUCUCUAGAAAAGAUUGUUUUGUCUAAUGACUUGAAGAUCUUAGUUGCCCGAAGGGUGGGUUCCUUAUUUGGUGGUAUUGUUGAAAAGGGAAACUUGGAAGCAAAAGAAGUUGCUUUCAAGGUGUUAGAGCAUAUAUCCACCAAUGCAGAGAGUGCCAAGGUUCUUAUAGAGGAAAAUGUCCUUCUCCCUCUUUUCCGAGUUCUCUCUAUCAAUCGCACCAGUCUCCUUCCACCGAGGUUGCAAGAGGCUGCAGCUGCAGUUCUAGCUAAUCUGGUUGCAUCUGGUGUUGACAUUGGGACAGUACCCCUCGACGGAGACCGUACUCUGGUGUCUGAAGACAUUGUUCACAGCCUACUUCUUUUGAUCAGUAAUACCUCACCUCCAAUACAGUGCAAGCUUCUUGAAUUUUUUGAUACCCUGAGCAGUUCCACAGGGACAGUACUGUCAAUUGUCUCAGCUAUAAAAUCUUCUGGUGCUAUCACCAACUUGGUGCAGUUUGUUGAGAGUGAUCAUCAGGAAAGCCGCACUGCAUCCAUAAAGCUGAUAUACAAAAUUUCAUUCCACCUGGGCCAUGAGAUAGCCCAAGUCUUCCGUGCAAGUCCAACACUACUUGGCUGCUUAGUUAAAGUUGCCUUUCUUAAUGAUGGAAACGCUAAUGAGCAAGAUGCUGCACUUCAGAUUCUGGCAAACCUUCCAAAAAGGGUCAAGCACCUCACCAGAGAGCUAAUGGAGCAAGGGGCUUUCAAGAUAGUUGCUAGUAAGGUUUUAAGCAUCUACCGCAGGGAUGCUGGAAGUGACAUCUAUGACAAUGCACUGCUUGAAGGCCUUACAAAAGUCUUGGCAAGGAUAACAUAUGUCUUGCGAGAUGAACCCCGAUGCGUUUCCCUUGCUCGUGAGUACAACCUUGCUGCCUUGUUCACCAGCUUGCUUCGGCUGAAUGGGCUUGAGGAGGUACAGGUGGUCUCUGCAAAGGCAUUAAUGAAUCUCUCGUUAGAAUCUAAGUAUCUGACUAGUACACCGAAAUUUGAUGAUAGUGAACAGAGGUCUAAACUUGCACUAUUUGGGAGGAAACCACCAAAUAUUCAAUUUUGUCGUGUUCAUUCUGGAGUCUGUUCAAUUAGGGAUAACUUCUGUAUCCUAGAAGGGAAAGCCGUGGAACGACUGAUUCAUUGUUUGAAUCAUUCUAACAAGAAGGUUGUCGAAGCUGCUCUGGCUGCUCUUUGCACCCUGCUUGAAGAUGGAGUGGAGACUGCAGAAGGCGUUUCGGUGCUCCAUAGGUCUAAUGGAGUUGCACCUAUAUUUGACAUCUUGAAGGAAAAUCCGACAGGCAGUCUUCAGCACAGGGUGACGUGGGCUGUGGAGAGGAUUCUGCGGGCAGAGGAUAUCGCCCAAGCUGCUUCAACCGAUCACAGUCUGGGAUCUGCACUUGUUCAUGCUUUCCAACAUGGAGAUUCCAGAACACGGCGUAUUGCAGAGGCAGCAUUGAAGCAUAUCCGAAAGCUACCCACUUUUUCCAUAAUCAUUGAUAAGAGUCCCUCGAUACGAGGUUCAUCCAUGGGAAGCAUGGAGCGCUUUAUCAAGUUUGAUCGCUAG
Molecule: messenger RNA, 2484 nt
Organism: Miscanthus lutarioriparius
Lineage: Eukaryota; Viridiplantae; Streptophyta; Magnoliopsida; Poales; Poaceae
Source: the annotation of a GenBank genome assembly